AUGCCUUUCAGCCAAGAGAGUCUGUUUCCAAAGUCGUGCUGGACGGAGAUUGGUUGUAUGCCCAUCCAACUGCCCACAUGUUAUGACAACAUGUCUACCUCAGUCUCCCACGAUUACUGGAAUGAACCAUGUCAUAUUGCUGUUUCUCCUGAAGGCAAGUACAUCUUUGGAUCCUCCCCGUCUGAGAAUCGGCGCAAGAAACCCUCCUCCUCGCCGUCGACGCCCACCACGCCCACACCCCCAUCCACUCCCCGCCAAGCACACACCCCGGCAACAGCACGCAAGAUGCAGCAACCAGAUGAAUCGCCCAAGCUGCAACCUGUUACAUCAAUCAUGCAACAAUCCACAGCCCAGAUACAACAUGCACCACCACCACAGCAACAACAACGUCAGCAACAAGUACAACACCAACAGCAGCAACCACAACCACUGAUUCAACAUCAAAUACAACCCCAAAGCAUACAGACAAAGUCUAUAAAUAAUAUCAAGAGUGGAGAAGGACUGGUCAGAUAUUCCUUUGAUCUAGAGGUGGAUUACAUUACAGAGAGAUUAAUUGCCGUGUCUUUCCCAUCUGGUGGGCUUGAGAACCAGUACCGUAGCAACCUGCGUGAUGUAGUUCGUAUGCUGAAGAGCAAACAUAACAACAGCUAUGUGGUCUUCAAUCUAUCAAGGAGGAGACAUGAUGUAUCCAAGCUCAACCAAGAGGUGCGUGACUUGGGCUGGCCCAAUGUCCUGGCUCCUCCUCUAGAGAGGCUUUGCAGCAUCUGCAAACAGAUGGAGACCUGGAUGAAGGGCAAUCUCAACAAUGUUGUAGUGCUACAUUGUAAGGGUGGCCGAGGUCCCAUAGGGGUAGUGGUAUCAGCCUUUAUGAACUAUUUGAGCAUCACAUCAGCGAAUGACUCAACGAUGGACCGUCACGCCAUGAAGAGGUUCCUGGAUGCCAAGGGUUGGAGUGGCAUGCAUCCAUCUCAGAUGCGCUACAUCGAUUACUUCUCAGGACUUCUCACCAACUCGAUCCAGAUCAACAGCUCGCCCCUCUUUCUCCAUCAUGCCGUCAUCCAUGGUGUGCCCAACUACGAUUCUAACGGAGGUUGCCGUCCUUUCCUGAGGAUAUACCAAGGCAUGAGCCCUGUAUACACAUCUGGUGUCUACACCGUGCCAGAGGGAACAAGUCGCUUUGUGAUCACACCACGCAGUGCUAUUCCUCUACGAGGAGACAUUCUGUUGAAGUGUUACCAUAAGAAGUUCAGAUCAACGACCCGAGACACAGUGUUCAGAUGUCAGUUCCAUACAACGGCAGUCAUGGAGUAUAGAUUGGUCUUCCAAAAGCAGGAACUAGAUGAUGCUUGUACAGAUGCUAGAUUCCCAGAAUUCACCAAGGUGGAGCUAAUCUUCUCUUCCACCCCCGAUGCCCUUCACGGGAGUGACUACGUCUCAGGAGCCAGCUUCCCGUCUGAACACAUUGAUGAUCCCCUCAUCAGAUGGGAUUCUUACGAACACUUCAAUGACAUCAUCGAAGGACCAGAAGACGGAGGCCCUGACCUCAAUGAAACAUCUGGGAACAACAACAACAACAUGAUCCUGGACAUCCCUCACAGCUCGGCUCCCGAUGGCAGCCUUUACGCUCAGGUCAAGAAGUCCCCAUCACCCGAGCAGUCACCAGUCAUCCCGAGACUGACCAAUGGAGACACCAACACGGCCCCCUUGCCAUAUGUCCUUUCCCCAGACAAAGCCCCUCAGGUAAACACUUCGAGGGAUGGAGGCAAGAGGAACAUGGACUACCGGGAGAGAAUGGCUCUGGAUGAACUGCUCAAAGGCAUCACUGGAGAGGACACAGACGGAGGCAUUGUGGUCAAUAACAACACACAGUGGAAGGCACCACCAUCACCUGAUAUUAACACGGUUCUCCACCAUGAGCCAGUUCACACAAGACGUAUUGUAAGCGUUAGUGAGGAUCUCCGCCACGCUCCCGUCUCCCAGUCCAAGCCCAAGCCACCGCCCACACUUCAGGAGGAUAUCAAGGAAGAGUCUGCCGGUCAGGAGAAUUCUUCACCAUCCAAGAAACCAGUAUCUAGGAAGGAGUCCAGUGAGGCUGAGAACCCCUAUGCAGAGAUCACAGAUGCCAUGCAGCAGAAGCUUCAGCAGAACCCUAACACCAACCAGAGUGGUCCACACCAGGAGAGGAUCACACCGGUGGUAGUGACUAACCAGGAGCACUCAGCACCACCAAUGAUGAAUGGAGGCACCAAUAUGCCAAGAUCCGUUGAGCAGCACAAUCCGACCUAUGACAUCACGCCCAAAGGAUCAAAGCAUGGGACAAGGCAGAAUGGUCAUGCGACCCCGAAUGGUCAUGUGACCCAGAACGGACAGGUGGUCCAGAACGGACAAGUGGCCCAGAACGGACAAGUGAAUCUAAACCCAGGUCAGGUGAACAUGAAUCCAGGACAUAUAAAUGUUCAGAAUGGACCAACACCUGUGGCCUAUAAUCAGAUGGUUCGUAACCCAAGUCCUGCCCAACCUUACAUAGCACAGAUGAAUGGGCCUGUGGAGACCCCUAUCAUACCCAACUCAGCCAGUAGGGUGACAGAAAGGACUCCCAAUUUUAAUAGAUUAGAAAAUGGCCCCACAUCGCCUGUGCACCAAAAUUAUGAGCCACGCCCAUUGAGAGCCAGAGAGGAUAGGUUCCAACUCCUGAGGAAAGACCCCAAUGCACCCCAACAACAGCAGUACCAGCCUUCCACCCCAUCCCCCAGCCAGGUAAGCCCUGUCAGCCCCACUGGGGAGGAGGAGGAUGGUGGGCUUGGCUGGCUUAAGAGGCAGCAGGACAGGCUUCGUGAGAAGCGGGAGAGGGAGAACGGGAGACCCAUCGUAAGGGAAGCACCGGCAGAACCCAUCAGGGCCAUGCCCGUCAAUGCAUCAACUGCAGAACCCAUCAGGGCCAUGCCUGUCAACGCAUCACCAAAGUUGCGCGUCCGCUUUGAGGGUGAUCUUCAGUCGGCGCCACCUGCAGUGUCCCCACCAAUGUUCACCAGGAAGGAUGAGCCUCCAUCUUGGCUUGCCCAGCAACAGCAGAAGCUUCAAGAUCGCCAAGGUUACAACAUCACCCCACUAAACCAGGCUCCGGUGGUUGCCACAGAAACCACACCAGUGCAGAAUGCGAUGUAUCCUGCUCACGAUCACUUGCUGAUGACUGGACCCAAGGACGGUGGCGUGUCUGUACGAAGGGGCAUAUCACCACCCCCUCUUUCUAUCUCAACUGACUUGGAACGAUCCAUCAGCGAGCUGGGGCAGAUGAACAGCGCCAAGCCGGCCCAGUCCUACGUCCAGCGAUCGAUCACCACCACGACCAGCCAUGAAUGGGAACCUCAUGAGAGACAGCUCAACAGGCAGCUUUCCGAUCUGACCCACGACAGGUUUCGUGACCCCGUAUUCCAGAGACCUGCCGUUGAUCAGUCACCGAAGGUCCCUGCUACACCAUCAACGCCUUAUGAUCCAGUUCCUCCAAUACUUACCAAUGCACAGCUGAGGAACGAUGGCCAUAGCAAUUGCGCACAAGAAGAGAGACGGUAUCAGUCGAGGACAGAACUUGCCUCAAGGGUUGGUAGUGUACCUUUUACAGAAACUCCCGUACAUGCCAGUUCCGCAAUGAAAUCGGAUAUGUUGUACAGUAGUAGCGUACCGGUGAAAGUCACAUCGCAGGUAUCCGAUGUCAACUCUUUAACGCCUUCCGUUGAUUCUGGGUACAAGUCCUCGUCGUACCAGACGUUGGCAUCGAGUCUGUCGGGGAUGAGGCCACAGGAAACUAGUUCUGAUGUGACAAAGUACAUAGGACAAGAUGGCUCAGAGACCACGAUUAGAAACACCACAGAGCGUAGGAAGAAGACGGUCCAAAUUGAAGCGGUUCAAAACAAAGACGGGUCAUUUCAUUAUCCCGCUAUUCCCGUUACCCAGUGGAAGGGUGAUUCUGGUAGCAAAGCGAUAGAACAAUCAUCGUCAUCGCAGCAUCAACCUAGAGUCAACAUCCAGGUCAAUCCUUAUGAAGAGGUUGAUAGCUUUCUUCCAAGGCCAGGCGAUAGUUCAAAAACUUCCUUAAGCCUUCAGAAGCAAAGCGAUGGACAGUCUUCAACCAUAUCCUCAGGAAACUUGCGCUCUCCAACAUCUGCCUUUGUACCUCUCACUGUCUCAACAUCCAUGGGAGAGCAUCUCUAUGAUACCUCCAUACACUCCUCUUCUUCCUCUUCUUCUACUUCAUCCAUACCAACCGCUUACUAUUCUCAUCACCAUAGAAACAAUCAUAAUCCUCAUCACCAAUCUCAACGUAACCCUGGUAGUGGUAAUCAUCCUGGUAGUGGGUAUCAUCCUCAUAGUAACCAAUCACAACAGUACAUCCACACACAACAGUCUUCCAGUAACAACUCACAACAAUACCAGUCUACCCCCCAAAAGGGUUCCUCUAUGCACCCCUCCCAGGUAGGGUCUAGGGAUUGGAACUCACAACAAUACCAGUCUACCCCCCAAAAGGGUUCCUCUAUGCACCCCUCCCAGGUAGGAUCUAGGGAUUGGAACUCACAACAAUACCAGUCUACCCCGCAAAAGGGUUCCUCCAUGCACCCCUCCCAGGUAGGGUCUAGGGACAGGGAAAUCGAGUCCUUCUCCCAUGCAUCUGAUACAAGCUCAAGGGAAGUGUCCAACCAAGCAGAACUUACCCCUUCACAACACUUGCUGAAGUCAGCAUUCCGAAAAGCAGACUUUCUUCUCUCUCCAUCAAGUAUACCAAGUCUUUCAAGACCCAUCCCCAUCCCUAUCCAAAGUGAGCGACCAAAAGUCAGUUUCCAUGACCAAAGCAAAGAGCAUGGGUCCGGAUUGCCCACAGGUAGCUUCCACAGGGUCGUUUCACCUGAGGUGGAACAACCACCAAGGGCCUCCUCUGUACCUCCAACUCUCCCCUCUUAUGAUUGGGUCAUGAACCGGAUCAGGGAGCUCAGAAGGGGCACUAAUAAUGUUAACCAAAACAAAGGUGUGAGUUCCAGGGGACAUUCAAGUGACAGGGCUGGGGAAAGCAAGUUGGAUAGCAGCCAGAAGGUUGGCAGUAAGGUUCACUUUGACUUGCGAAAUGAGGUGAUAUCCAGCAGUCUCGCUCCGAGGGGUCAUGUCACAAAUCAAAGUAAGACGAAUGUAGUCCAGCCAAUCCCUCAACGCCCAGCAAGACCUCAGUUUGAAAAUUUGGCAACCUUACCCCCUAAGGGUAACACUCGUAGUAGGACUCCACAAGAGCCCCAAAAGCACCAGACCCAUAAUUUACGCGAGAUGGUUUCCAAUAAUGUUCCUAACAGGAGAGAGGAGAUAGAGCGCUGGAAUAAUUACGGGUAUAGCUAUGACAACAGUUCUAUGCAAGAGACUGGUCAAACAUUGCCAGGAUCGACUCCUGCAUCACAGAGCUUCGUUCCAACCAGUCCUAUACAACAGAAGAUGGAUGGCGAAAGGAGUCCGGUAGGACGUCAUUAUCAUAUUCCAGAAUCACGAUUGCCAGAUUAUCAACCUUACGAGCAGCAAACCGAUCAGCAGCCGACUCAAACGGAGCGCAAAGUGCGGACGUUAAACAAACAAACCCUGCAUGUGGAGUCCUCUAACCCAUCUCAAAGUGUGACUUUUAACACUACCCAUCCCCCUCUUUCCUCCAUGCAUGGAAGCACCCCUCCCCAGGAGCGAGUCUUCACCCGUAGCGUGAGCAACUCUGGCCUUAAUGAACUUGAGACUAACAAUAACAACUCCAGCGGAGAGGAUGCCUUCAGUAGUCUUGACGAUGCUGUCAAGAUGCUCUCUCACUGGAGUAAUGAAAUCCAGAAACUCAGCGCCCCUUACAAAUCACCAUCAUCGAUUGACGCUAACCAUAACACGCAUGCCUCACUAGACAACAGUGCCAUCCUUUCUCAUCAUCAACUCAACAACAACAACCAGUCUGAUGACAGGAUUAACCCAUCUCACUUUCAAACCCACCAAUCCAACGGCGGGUACCAUUACUCAUCUCAAACAUUGACCAAUCACAGACCUCAGGCUACAUCCACGCCCAGAAAGAACUUUGAUGAGGUGGAUCUGCACAUUGAUGAACCAACAGAGGUAGACAACAUACCAAAAGGGUUGGUGGCGGACAGAUCUCCAAAUUUUAUGGACAGGUCGCCCCCGGCUGCCCAGACCCGCCCACCUCGUCGCACCAACAAUCAGUCCGGGUACGACUCUGAUACUGGUAUCCAGCAGUACUACCGCCCCCCUCGUAGGCGCAACUUUAUUGACCCUGGAGCAGAGGUCUGGCUUCAAAACCCCGGUGGACUCCCAAGGAAGGAGACUGAAUAUUGGAACCGGAAGGAUGGACUGAAGUCUAAAGAACCUCCAAAGGAGUAUGACCUGAGUUCAUCCAGCGAGAGCAUCUCUGGUCCCAAGACACCCAAGUUCCCUGUCGGUCCCCGGGCUUACGCCAACAUGACCAAGACCUUCAUUGUCAAUACUGGAGCGCCACCGCAUGGUGAGAUAGGAAAGGCCUUGCCGCCCCAACUGCAUGCCGGCUAUCACCCUGGACCUGAUCAGCCGCUCCCUCUGCAGCGCACCAUGCAUCGCCAGGACAGCUUUGAGAUCCCGCCCGUGCCCGAGUCUGCACCACGACGCACGCCCACCGCCGAGGUGUACUCCCCACCCCCUCCACCCCCUCCUGCCCCCGUUCAGGAGCCCGCCAGGGAGACCCCCCAGCCCAUGUACUCGCAGAAGAGGGUGAUCACCGUGGAGCACAGGACGGAGCCUAACAGACAGCCCCAGGAGUGGACCCCUACCCCAGUGGCUCCUAGUCCAGAGCAUAGGUACUACACACCACCAGCCACGAGGCAAACUCCUCUGGGAGAUGAGCCACUCAGGCAACUGGAGUACCUGGAGAGUGAGCCAUGGAUGGGCCGUCAACCAAUCCUGCAUUCUCCUCCUCAUCGUCCCAACUCACCAGUCGAGGUAACGCCCUGGACGCCACCUGUCGUUACCAACACCAUGUCUUCUACCGGUCCUAUGCAUACGGUAAGCAACGGUGUACCUCAGACGGUUACAACCACCCAGUGGAGACGGGAGAUCACCCAUCAACAACAACCCAUAGAGAUCACUCCUAUUACUAGAGAUGUAGCAGAAGAAGUGGAAGCCAGAAAACCAAGGAAUCUUGAACCUCCUGUAAGUCUUGUUGAAGAUGUGAUCGAACCGCCUACAGUCUCUCCGGUUGUUGAAGCAAGAUUCACCCCUCGCUAUGUGCGGGAAGUCAAUGCUGCUCCCCCACCCUCCCAGCAGGCACCCCUACCCCAGAUGGCCAGUACCCCACCCCAGCCCAGGGUGAUACAGUACCAGGAGCAGCCACCCCGCCCCAUGGCUCCGGAGCCCCCUAUCACAGUGGUGCGGCUCCACCCCGUGGAGCUUGGUCCGAUCCAGGUGGUCCCUAUCGAGGCUCAGGUCAUGGUUGACAGGCAGGUUCAAUACCCGGUCCAAGACACCACACAGCAAGGUGCACCUGUCCAGGCACCAGUCAACAGUCAACAGUACCAGGCUCCACCAACACAACUCCAAGAGAGUGUGGCAACCCCUCCCUCAUAUGGUUCAGUCAUGGCCAGACCUCCAUCACCUAGUUUUGGUGUUAUGAACAGCUCUGCCCCUCAAGUCUCCCAUGGUGUUGUCCAGAGCCCACCCUCCUCCUCUAUGUCUUACGAGACAGUCCCGCGUGCCUCAGCACCCUCGUCUUACUCCACCGUGCAGCAGGUCUCACCGCCGCUGUCCUAUGGAACGGUCCAGGGCACUCCGCAGCGGGCAGUGAUGACAAGCCCCGGCCAGACGUCAUCUACCAUUACUCAGCAGAGGAUUGAGGUGCGGGAGAUCACCCACACCGAGAGCAUACCCGUAUCGCACACCCCUCAGCAACCGCAACAGCAACAGCCACAAGUUCAGCCACAGCAGCAGCAGCAGCAACAAGAACCACUAAUGCAGCAGCUGACCCAGCAACAGGUUCAACAAGACGUACCAUCACAACCAGAACAAGCACCGGUGUCGCCCGCCGAGCAGCCAUCGCCAACACCCAACGAGCGCCUGCUCAACCAGCCUAAACCACCGGUGCAGUACCCGACGUUCAGUGAUAGACACCGUAAGGCUGCUAAGGGUCCUGCUGAUGACUCUCUACCUAACGGUGGGGCAGGAUACAGGACCAUAUAUGACAACAAGAGACAAAGGUCUUCACUUGGCAAGUAA
Molecule: messenger RNA, 8259 nt
Organism: Strongylocentrotus purpuratus (purple sea urchin)
Lineage: Eukaryota; Metazoa; Echinodermata; Echinoidea; Camarodonta; Strongylocentrotidae
Exons: 24
Coding region: 1-8259 (2752 amino acids)
Source: RefSeq, a predicted model, not a curated record